AUGGGGACGUUUCCCAAGUUGCCUCCGGGCACCCAGCUACAAGUGGGCACCCAUUUGGCCACGGUUGUUGACUAUCUCGGCGAAGGCGGCUUCGCCCAUAUCUACCAAGUCCUGAUCGACCCGCAGGAGGACGACACCAGCGUCGCCUGCUUGAAGCGUGUCAUCGUCCCCGACAAGCCCGGCCUCAUGAAUUUGCGCAAGGAGGUCGAGGUGAUGAAGACGUUGCGCCACGCCCGCCACAUCGUCAAGUACUACGACAGCCACGCCGAGCGCCUCGAAAACGGCACCUACCAGGUGUUGGUGCUCAUGGAAUUGUGUCCCAACAAGCUGUUGCUCGACUACAUGAACCAUAAGAUCAAGACCAAGCUCACUGAACCGGAGAUAUUGGCCAUCAUGCGCGACAUCGGCGUCGCCGUCUACGAAAUGCACCGCCUCAAAUUGAUCCACCGUGACAUCAAGAUCGAAAACGUGUUGAUCGACCGCCACCACCGGUUCAAAUUGUGCGAUUUCGGCCUGACAUCGGCGCCAAUCAUGCCUCCGAAAGACCAGCAGCAGUUCCAAAUGUUGCUGCACGACAUCCUAUAUCACACCACCCCUCAGUACCGUGCCCCGGAAAUGAUUGACUUAUACCGUGGCAUCCCCAUAGACGACAGGGUCGAUAUCUGGGCCCUCGGGUGCUUCCUCUACAAGUUGUGUUACUACACGACGCCGUUCGAGGCCCUGGGCGAUAUCGCCAUAUUGCAUGCUUCAUUCCAGUUUUUGCAAACCCCCCAGUUCUCGGGCGACCUCAAAAACCUCAUCAUCAUCAUGCUUCAGGAGAACCCUCUCUUCCGACCAAACAUUGUUCAAGUGUUGCAGCUUGUCGCCAAGAUGAGCCGUAUCGACUUCAACGAGAUGGGGAUCGAGGACUUCUACCACUCGGGGCCGUACAACUUCCAGGCUCUCGCCGAUUACCAGCGUCACAAGCAGCAGGAGUUGUUGAAGCAACAACAAAUGUACUUCCAUCAGCAGGCUUUGGCUCAAGCCGGAGGUGCUCAAGCAGCUGCCCCAGCAGCAAACCUGUUCUUGUCUCCUCCCACCGUCGGCGGCGUUCUGAAGGUACAGGAUCAGGUGGCUCUGGCACAGCACACUCCCGCCCACCCGGCGUCUUACAUCCUGGCGACGCACACCCCUCUGGCUCCGGGGCCCGUCCACCCUCAUCAUGCCCCGGCCCCUCACCAGCUUGCCGUGCCUGGUGGUGCUCAAGGGCUGUCAUCGAGACCUGUUAGUCGAGUGCUGACUGGUGCCGGCUUCUCUAGCUCUCACACCGGCACCCUGCGAAGUAAAGAUGAGAAGCUGUACGAAGAAAUAGAGGUCAUCGACGUACCUGAUAACGAACUGCUGGCAGGUCUCUCCGACAAAGAGCUCAUGGAAAACGUUGAGGAACGCUACCCGUCCCUUGAAAACAUCAUGGACACCGUAGGCGCUGCUGCCGUCAGCCGACGCAAGAACCUGGCCCCGAAAAUCUCUCGGCUGGCCCUGCGCAACCUGCGGACUCUGCUGCAGUCAAGACCUCAGUCACGACCGCUGCUGGUGGUCCAGGAUUCUAACAGUCGCAAGUCGCUGACCGGAGAUAAACGGGCUCCUGGUGAGUACAGCCACAAGGAGGCUUGGGAACGCUCUCAUCAGAACAGCUUGAAUGACGAGGCCGAAAAGCUUGCUAACGAUAUCUUCGGUGCCCCGGUGACUCAGGUAACCUCGAAUCCGAUGCUGGAACUCACCGCCACGUCACCUCGAGAGCUUCCCCAGGACACCGAGGAAAUCAUCGACGAUGACCUCGAUUUCACCAUGACCUAUCCUGACGCCCCUCACUUUGAUCAAGCAAUUGCCAACGCGUUGCAAAAGUCACCGCAAAUGUUGGCGUCAACACCUCAAGUGGCAAUGAGUAGAAUCAAGCUGAACCCACAGGAUGUUGUUCAAAGCAUGAUGAACCUUUCUAUGCAAGACGACGUAAAUCUCAUUGACUUCGAUAACCCCAGGCGCAGUGAGCAAUCGUCCGAUUUGCAAUUCAUGGACUUGGAAGUUUCAAAGAGUCGAGGAGACUCUGCUAUGAAAGUGAAACUGAAGAGGUUGUCGCUGAUACCAGACUUUGACGGUGGAGUACAGGAGGAGGUGGUGGAUUUCGCCAGUGAUGAUGAAAAUCCAGCUAAUAACUCGCAAAUGAACCGGAUGAACAUCCGUAGAUCGCUCAAACACUCGCGGCGCCUGGGGGAAUAUAAACGCAGUGACAGUGGUGCUGAGAAGCUGAAGCGAAGACUGUUUUUCGGAACUUGA
Molecule: messenger RNA, 2313 nt
Organism: Diutina rugosa
Lineage: Eukaryota; Fungi; Ascomycota; Pichiomycetes; Serinales; Debaryomycetaceae
Gene: AKL1
Product: serine/threonine protein kinase
Exons: 2
Coding region: 1-2313 (770 amino acids)
Biological process (GO): actin cortical patch assembly; peptidyl-threonine phosphorylation; actin filament organization
Cellular component (GO): cytoplasm
Molecular function (GO): protein serine/threonine kinase activity; ATP binding
Source: RefSeq, a predicted model, not a curated record